UUCAAACAAACCAACAAUCCCUCAACUUCAAUCCAUACAUACAUCAUCUUCUUCUUCAUUCCAAAUCAACAAUGGCAUCAGUCUCCAUCCUUCACACCCUUUUUGGCAUCUUCGGCAAUGCAGCCGGACUCUUCCUCUUCCUGGCACCAACGAUCACAUUCCAGAGGAUCAUCAACAACAGUUCAACAGAACAAUUCUCUGGUGUUCCAUACCCAAUGACACUGCUCAACUGUCUAUUGUCGGGAUGGUACGGCCUGCCGUUUGUGUCUGAGAAUAAUGCACUGGUGACGGUUAUAAACGGGGUUGGAGCGCUGAUAGAGGGGUUGUAUGUCAUGGUGUUUGUUAUGUAUGCUCCCAAGAAGGAGAAGCGGUUUGUUGGUUGGUUGGUUGUGUUUGUUUUAGUGACGUUUGCUACGGUUGCUUUGGUUUCGGUCUUGGUUCUUGCGGGUGAUAUGCGAAGGUGCUUCUGUGGGUUUGCGGCUGCUGUGUUUUCGGUUAUUAUGUAUGCGUCGCCGCUAUCGAUCGUGAUGACAGUGAUAAGGACGAAGAGUGUGGAAUUCAUGCCAUUUUUUCUGUCACUGAUGGUUUUCUUGUGUGGAACUUCCUGGUUUAUAUUUGGCCUCCUUGGAAAUGACCCUUUUCUCUAUGUAUGCAAUGGGUUUGGAAGCUUAUUGGGUGCACUACAGUUAAUUCUAUACGCCAUAUACAAAGACAACGCAGGUAACAAGGAUGAGAAACAAGUGGCUGAGGAGGGCGGAUCUGCCAAGGGGACUGGAGUGGUUGAUGAGAACAAACAAGCGGAAGAAGGUAACUUAACGGCGGCAGAAAAUGAUAAAGUGUAGAGGGCUAUUUGUAUUUAAAUCAAAUCGUAUGUUAAGAAUCACGUUUAGGUUGGUAUUUGUUACGUUUAAGUAUGCGCUUUGGUGGUGAAGUUUGUUGGCGUUUGUAAUAUUAGCGAAAUUUAUGAAAGCCGCUAAACCUUUUAACCGUUG
Helianthus annuus (common sunflower) is the source of this 992-nucleotide messenger RNA. RefSeq names its product bidirectional sugar transporter SWEET1. Gene Ontology annotation, cellular component: membrane. The coding region runs from base 72 to 842 and encodes 256 amino acids. Gene Ontology annotation, molecular function: sugar transmembrane transporter activity. NCBI's taxonomy places the organism in Eukaryota, Viridiplantae, Streptophyta, Magnoliopsida, Asterales, Asteraceae. The transcript has 5 exons. The record is from RefSeq and is a predicted model, not a curated record. Gene Ontology annotation, biological process: carbohydrate transport.